Messenger RNA from Ornithorhynchus anatinus (platypus), 662 nucleotides. RefSeq names its product interferon epsilon-like. The coding region runs from base 114 to 662 and encodes 182 amino acids. The transcript has a single exon. NCBI's taxonomy places the organism in Eukaryota, Metazoa, Chordata, Mammalia, Monotremata, Ornithorhynchidae. Gene Ontology annotation, biological process: B cell proliferation; defense response; adaptive immune response. The record is from RefSeq and is a predicted model, not a curated record. Gene Ontology annotation, cellular component: extracellular region. Gene Ontology annotation, molecular function: type I interferon receptor binding; cytokine activity.
AGCUCAUCUCCCCAGCAUUUAAUAGAGACCCAGAGAAGACAGAUACUCAGAGAAACAAGGGGUUCACAACAUCCAGCAUCGCACCUGGGCAGGCAGCAGCAGGACGCUUCAUCAUGACCAACGCCGGUUUGAUACAAAUUGUCCUUGUGCUGCUCGUCUCCACCUCCACUGUCUCUCUGAGCUGUAGCCUGCUUCACACAGUGUGUAUGGAGCAGAGCUUAAAGCGGCUGGACAGAAUGCAGGGAAAAUCUCUUCUGUCUUGUCUGAAGGACAGGAAGGACUUCCAACUCCCCCAGGAAUUGGUGGAAGCCGGACCGUUCAAGGAGGGGAAUCGGGCGGUGGCCGUCCAUGAGCUGCUCCAGCAGAUCUUCACCAUCUUCAGCCAAAAUCUUUCCCAAACUGGUUGGGACCAGAGCGAAGUGGAGAAUUUCCUCCACGGACUCCAUCGGCAGCUAGAAGAGCUCGAGGUGUGCGCGGAGCAGGGUACGGAUACGAGAUGGGCCUCUGUGGGGAGCGACAUUCUCCGACUGCGCCUGAAGUCUUACUUCAGAAGCAUAAGUCUCUACCUGAGGGACAAAGACUACAGCAGCUGCGCCUGGGAGAUCGUCCGAGCGCAAAUCCGGAGGUGCAUCUUCCAGUUCAUGAGAAGGCUCCGGAACUAA